AGUUGUGCGUGGCCUGUUCCAGGCAGCCGGGUGAAGUUUUCUUCCGGUUGUUCCCCUAGCUCUGUUGUGGAAGCAGCUCUCUCUGUUGGGUGAGCGUUCAUUCAUGAAGCCCUUUCCUGAGCCAGCUGAGGAGGCUUAGGCCUCCUGCAGCCUGUGACAUGGAAGCUUUGGAGGUGGAUGAUAUCAGCCCGGCCUUAGAAGUCACAGAGGAUUUCUUCAGCACUUUGGACAGUAAGCUAGAGAAGGUUGUGCAGCAAGCAGAGGUGUAUGGGAUCCAGGAAGUCCCUGAACUGGUAGGGCAUGAGGUGCUCAGUGACAUUACUGACAAUGGUGCUGUGAGAAAUGCCGCCUCCCUGGGCAAGGGAGGCACGGUUUGGGACCACUGUAAGAGCAGGCUCUUCGAAACCAGAGCUCAAAAUGUCUUCCCUGCGAAAGAGCAGUUUAUGGUCCAGAGAGGGACAGCCCCAGAUAAUCUCUCCUGGAUGGAACAAAAGGAAGCAUCAACCUUUAAUUUCUUCAACAUCUGUCAGCGUCGGAAGGACAGACCUCGUUCAGUGAACGACUUACUGGAUGAGACCUCCACUUUCAAGCCAGGGCAUGCUCGGUCAAGGUCAGAUAUUACCCAGGUGGACUGGAGGGUGGUCCUCAAAACCCCGCCGCUACAGCAGCCCCAGCCGUCCCUUCAGGGCCCUCACGUCACCAGGCCAUCUUUUCUGUUGCCCUCACCAAAUAAGGUAGAAGAUGCUCAAGGAAAUACCGAACAUAAGCAGAUGUUCCCAAACAUUCUGAAGAAGGGUUACCUGGAGAUUAGGAAGGACCAUGAUAGCUGCUGGCAGAGCUGUUAUGCAGAACUCUCGCCCUACAGCUUGUGCUUCUAUAGCCUUGACAGCAGUGGGAAUCAGAACCCUCAUGCAGCGUUCCAGCUCUCACACUUCCAGAGCAUAUCUGUUCUGGGCAACCUGGAGGCCAGGAUGGUGGACACCGUUUUGCAUGACGACUCCCAGCUACAGCUAAAGGCAGAGUCGCCGUGGGAGGCUUUGGACUGGGGGCAGAAGCUGUGGGAAGUCGUGCACAUGGCCGUGCCGGGGUACGUAGGACGGCAGGACGAGCUGGCCAGCUCACCAGGCCAGCACCAUGUUGACUGCACACAGAGUCGUUGUUUGCCAAGGCGAGCCAGUGGGCUGCUGCUGCCCUCCCCCACCGUGGCUAGCCCCAGACAGUGCCACAGCAUCCUCAAAUCGGGGACCCUCUACCGGCUGACCGUGCAGAACAACUGGAGGGCAUGUACGUUUGUGCUGAGCAGGGCCUGCCUGCUGGCUUUUCAGCCCGGCAAGCUGGAUGAGCACCCGCUGCUGAGCUACAACGUGGAUGUAUGUCUGGCUGUCCAGGCGGACAACCUGGACAGCUGUGACUCUUGCUUUCAAGUCAUUUUCCCCCAAGAUGUGCUCCGCCUCCGAGCUGAGACCCGACAGAGGGCUCAGGAGUGGAUGGAGGCUCUGAGAACUGCUGCCAAUGUGGCAAGGAGCUCAGAGCAAAACCUGCAAGUCACGCUGAGGAGCAAGCCCUCGGAUCCGGCGGGUGGGCGUGAACUCAGGAAGAACAAGCGCCAGUCUGUGACCACCAGCUUCCUGAGCAUUCUGACGACUUUGUCUCUGGAACGAGGACUCACUGCUCAGAGUUUCAAAUGUGCAGGAUGCCAGAGAGCCAUAGGUCUUUCCAGCGGGAAGGCCAAGGUGUGCAGUUACAGCGGGUGGUAUUACUGCAGCAGCUGCCACGUCGACGAUAGUUUUCUGAUCCCAGCACGUGUCGUCCACAACUGGGAUACUUCCAAAUACAAGGUGUCCAAGCAGGCCAAAGAGUUUCUGGAGUACGUGUUCGAGGAGCCGCUGAUCGACGUGGGCCGUGAGAACCCUCUGCUCUACCAGCACGCGCCUGCCCUGGCCGCUGUUGCGCGCCUGCGGCAGCGGCUACGCUCACUCCGGGCUUACCUGUUCAGCUGCCGCGCGGCUGUGGCCGAGGACCUGCGCCGCAGAAUGUUCCCCAGAGAAUACCUCCUCCAACAGAUCCACCUCUACUCCCUUGCCGACUUGCAGCAGGUGAUAGAGGGAAAGCUGGCUCCAUUCUUGGGCAAGGUCAUUAAAUUUGCCACCUCACAUGUGUACAGCUGCAGCCUUUGUAGCCAGAAGGGGUUCAUCUGCGAAAUCUGUAACAAUGGAGAGAUCCUCUACCCUUUUGAGGAUAUUGCAACAAGCAGGUGUGAGAGCUGCGGAGCUGUUUUCCAUUCCGAAUGCAAAGAAAAGUCAGUCCCCUGCCCGAGGUGUGUCCGCCGGGAGCUGCAGAAGAAGCAGAAGUCCUUCUGGCAGAAGCUGGACGUGGACGAGAGUCUGGAGGAGGCCUGCGCCCUGUUCGAGCUGUCCUGCCAGAACACCUGACCUGCCCCCGUGGGCCAGGACUCCGUCACGUGCGUCAGCCUAGCAUGGCCUCCAGCCAGCCAGACCCUUAUGGAAGGAGAGUGUGUCUCCUUUUCAGCUAGACAUAGAUGUAGAGUCACUUAUGCAUAUACUCGCCUGUAAGUCCCUCACAUAUGCUCUGUACACCGUUGUCUACAAGGUCUGCAGAGCCUCUGUGGCUUGAAAAACUGUCCGCAGCUGAAUCCCACCUGGCCACUAUCACAGCUGCUCGCUCCCAGGCGCACGUGGUGUACAAACAGUGCUUUAUAGGUCAAACAUGUUUUUCUGUCUCUUGGGGAAUUCUGUCACACGAGACAUAGGAGGGAGCUUUUCCUGCAGAGCAACAGUGCUUCGGGUUAUUUUUGUGUUUUUUGCUUUUACCCUUCACAGAGGCCGAGGUAGCUGAGGCAGGCAGCCAUCGUCCUCUGUUCCGAAAGAAAACCUUCAGCAUACAGGCAUGACUCCAGGGCCAUUCCAGGACCUGGUGUCCCAGGCUCCAGCCUCAGUUCCUCCCCAGAGCCAGAGUGUGCAAGUGCCCUCUGACAGAAAGCAAGCACCCUAAUUCACGAGGCAGCUGGUCCAGUGUUGAAGUUCAUCUCAGAAAGCUUUCUUCCUGAGAAAGGAAGGAGCCUCUGCGUCCAGUCACUGUGUGUUGUGGGCUUCUUUGUGGGUACGAGUCCAGUGCUCGCCUCGUGAUGGGACACUCCACUGUGUUUGCCAGGCUACAAACGUGGCUCUCCAAGAACAGCCUUCCUGGGGUGUCACGCUGACAUUCAUGCUUUUUCCUGAGAGUUUUGAGACGACAUCGCUUGUAGACAGGUAGAUGAGGUGCAUGGGACGCGUGUGCGGGAGAUGGAGUCUGGCUUCUUUUCCUGGAACCCUGCGUAGGCAGUUCCUACCUGUUCCUCUUGAGUGCUUCCUUUCCCCCUGUUCUUUCCUGCAUGUCCAUCUUGACUUUAGUUUGUCUAUUUAACCACUCUUGCUUUCACCUUUUUCAGUUGUUUGAAAGAUCACAGCAACAUGGAACUUCAAAAUACCAACUUUAGACUAUUAAGAAAAUCCCAAACAUACAAACAUAAUUAGUGAAUUCAAUCUGAUGUUGUUUAAAUACACACACACGCACACGCACGCGCACGCACGCACACACACAUAAUUGCCACCUUAAAGUAAAACCAAAAGUGCUAAAUUAAGUAAGAGGAUAGAAAUAGGAAACGUAGGCUCCCAUUCCUUCCACCAACGUUCUUUCUAGAACAGGAAAGCCCACUUUCAGGGAAGCAGCUCUCAGCAGACUGUGUGAGAUGGUCUUGGCACUGGGCGGAUGCCUUCCAUGCCCUCGUGGCAGGGCAGUUUCCCAGCUGCUGGAAUCCAGGAUCGCCGGCUCAGAGUGCACGGCACCUUCCGCCUGUGGCUCCUUCCGGCAGCCCUGCUCCCUCCAGGUCCCAACUCACGGCACUUCCAUCCACUUGAAGAUGCGGCACUCUAGGCUGACUUGUGCAUUUUGCUUCCCAACCCACACCAAUUCCUUUGGCCCCACCACACGUUUCAGCUUAACAGCUCAGCGCCACGCAUGCAUUUAUUUUCUGAUGAUACAAUAGCCAUGACCAAGGCAUGGAAACGUGUUAAAAGGCCAAGGCGCUAUGCAUGAGAUGCCUCGCGGUGCCUUUCAGUCUUGGAAAAGCAAGUGGACAUCCCCCACUCUGGUUCUGGAGAAUGCUACACACAAGAGAAAAGUGUGGAAAGUCUUGGACCCUUGGCAAACCAAUCUGGUCAGCUCCUUUCCUCCUCCCACCCAUGAAAUACAGCCUGUAUCUUUUCCAGCUCAGAGAACAUAGCAGAACGUGAUCUUUCACAAGAGAAUUGCAGACCCGCUCAUCAGGAAACGUCGUGCUCCACGGCCAAGUGCCUUCUCCCUCUGCCCCGGCUCCCUGUCACACAGCUCGCCUUUGCCCACGCUGUCAUUGCUGCCUCCGCGAUGCCGGCGGGCAGCGAGGCCGCUCCCAGCCACUGCACCGGGAGACCUGCAGCGCCGGCCCGCUUCCUCCCCUUCUCACGUGUCUGCUCCAGGCGCAGAAUAGCUGUCCCAACUCACAGGCACCCAGGCCAGACCCGCCCAGCGUUGAGGGGGAGACUCCGGAUGCCUGUUAAAAGCAGCCCUGUUGGCACCAGUGCCCGUGGGGAGGGGCCUGCUCCAUCGGGCCAGCCCUGAGAGCUCCGGAGGACUUCCCGCUCGCAUGGCGCCGCUUCCUUUCCCAAGAGAAGCAGC
Molecule: messenger RNA, 4713 nt
Organism: Carlito syrichta (Philippine tarsier)
Lineage: Eukaryota; Metazoa; Chordata; Mammalia; Primates; Tarsiidae
Gene: PLEKHM3
Product: pleckstrin homology domain containing M3
Exons: 7
Coding region: 159-2432 (757 amino acids)
Source: RefSeq, a predicted model, not a curated record